Messenger RNA from Anas platyrhynchos (mallard), 1578 nucleotides. It is a transcript of the gene BBOX1, whose product is annotated as gamma-butyrobetaine hydroxylase 1. The record is from RefSeq and is a predicted model, not a curated record. Gene Ontology annotation, molecular function: iron ion binding; gamma-butyrobetaine dioxygenase activity. Gene Ontology annotation, cellular component: mitochondrion. Lineage: Eukaryota; Metazoa; Chordata; Aves; Anseriformes; Anatidae. Gene Ontology annotation, biological process: carnitine biosynthetic process.
GCCUUAGGGCCCUGCGUGCCCCCCCCGGAGCCGCCUCCAGGCGCGGGGCCCUCCCCGGGGCCGGGCCUGUCAGGGCCGGGGGGGGCCGGGCCGGGCCCGGGGCCGCUGUGAGGUGCGGGGACCCCUCCUGGCCGCGUCCCUAAUCGUGCAGGAGCUCUCCGUCCGGCGGGGUCGCGGAGGCCGCGAUGUGGAGGCUGGCGGCUCACGUGCUGCGGGGGACCAAAGUCCACGCCGUGCUCCAGGACAGGAGCGUGCUCACCACGGCCACCCUGCUGCCGUGCCGCCGGCGGGGGACAGCACGAGGGGCCCACAGCAGCGACAUGAGCACGGCGAUACAGAAGGUGGAGGCUCCGGACGCUGAGCACCUCAUCCGCGUGCACUGGGCGGACGGGAGCGAGAGCCGCUACCCGUGCGUCUGGCUGAGGGACAACUGCCAGUGCCCCGACUGCUUCCUCAGCUCGGCCAAGGCACGCAGGCUGCUCUUCGAGGACCUCGAUGUUGACAUCGUGGCGAAGGAAGUCACUCUGACAGACAGAAAAAAGAUAUCUAUUACAUGGCCCGAUGAACACACAAGCGAAUAUGAGGCUGAGUGGUUGAAAAAACGAUGCUUCUCUGAAGCAGCCAGAGCAGAGAUGCGAGAAGAUUUGUUUUUACCAGAACGUCAGUACUGGGGCUCAGACCUGCAGCUUCCCGAAAUACCUUUUGAAGAAAUCAUGUACAAUGAUCGGAGUGCAUACCAGUGGCUGUGCACCCUAAAGAAAGUGGGAAUUGUGCUACUAACAGGAGCUGCUGCUAGGCAAGGGGAGUUGGUUAAGCUUGGCCACAGGAUUGGUUUCCUGCGUCUCACUUUUUAUGGACCGACUUGGCAAGUGCAAGACAAAGCAGAUGCUAACAACGUGGCUUACACGACCGGGAAGCUGUGCUUUCACACCGAUUACCCUGUUCUGCAGCAUCCACCUGGGGUUCAGUUUCUCCACUGUAUAAAGCAAACAGCUGCAGGAGGUGACAGUGAAGUUGUAGAUGGAUUUCACGUUUCCAACAAGCUGAAGCAACAAAACCCUCAAGCAUACCAGAUCCUGUCCUCUACUGCUGUAGACUAUACGGAUGUCGGGGUCGACUACUGUGAUUUUGCCGUGCAGUGUAAGCAGAGGAUUAUAGAUGUGGAUUACAGAGGCCAAGUAGUUCGCAUCAAUUACAAUAAUGCAACAAGAGACACAGUGUUUGACAUACCAGCCGAAAAAGUGCGGCCAUUUUAUGCAGCUCUAAAGGAAUUUGAUGAUUUAUUAAACAGCAGAGAACACAAGUUUACUUACAAGCUGAAACCAGGAGACAUAGUAACCUUCGACAACUGGCGCGUGCUUCAUGGUCGCCAGAGCUUCCAGUCGGGAUCAGAGGUGACUCGCCACCUGGAGGGUGCCUACGCCGACUGGGACGUGGUCAUGUCAAGGCUCCGGCUCCUCCGAAAGAGGGUCCUGAAUAGGGACUGAGCUUUCUUCUGACUAGAACAAACAAAACUAGACUGUCUAACCUCAAAAAAAAAAAAAAAGUAUAAAUAAAAUAACUCAUGUCAGAAACUAA